This is a messenger RNA of Mus musculus (house mouse), 11051 nucleotides long. RefSeq names its product zinc finger protein 169 (gene Zfp169). Gene Ontology annotation, cellular component: nucleus. The record is from RefSeq and is a predicted model, not a curated record. NCBI's taxonomy places the organism in Eukaryota, Metazoa, Chordata, Mammalia, Rodentia, Muridae. The transcript is spliced from 5 exons. Gene Ontology annotation, biological process: regulation of DNA-templated transcription. Bases 162 to 2360 code for a protein of 732 amino acids.
CUCUAGCGCUGCGUGGGUAGUGAAGUGCGCGCGCGUCACCCCGGUCGGUGUACUUCCGCAUCCUGCAGUCGUCACCUGUGCCUGUGGACGAUUCUACUGCGGUUCUGAUUGGACUCUGAAAGCAGACUCCUCUCCAGGGAGAAUAUUCUGGAACGUGGGAAAUGGCCCCAGGGCUCCUGACAACCAGAGACAAGGCAUUAAUGGCCUUCCAUGACGUGGCUGUGGCCUUCAGCCAGAUGGAGUGGGAGCUGCUGAGUCCUGCCCAGAGGAUCCUGUACAGGGAUGUAAUGCUGGAGAACUAUAGCCACCUUGUCUCCCUGGGAAUUGCCUUUUCCAAACCAAAACUCAUCACGCAGCUGGAACAAGGGGCAGAACCCUGGAGAGAUGGCAGCGGAUGCUUUCUGGACCUUUGUCCAGCAGAACCCAGGACAGAAUUAGAGCCCUCUCUUUCGUCCCCGGUAUCCUUUGCUAGUCCGGAAGUCCUCAGAGUGUGUGUGCUGAAUGGACCUCCCUCUCAGACUUUUCCAAGCCCACCAGCAGGGAGCAACUUCCAGUCAGAAGCUCCAGGCUGUUCCAGCAAUGAAGGAGGUGAAGAGAGAGACAGCAGCGAUGCUCUGUUGCAGAGGACAAGUCCAACGAGAAUUCUGAAGACGUUCUUUAGCCCAUGUCAAGAUCAGGCAGCAUACUGGGUAGAAGGCGACAGUAAACAAACAGACCUUGGCCUGGCCCCUGAGGAGGCAGUCACAGUGUUGAAGGGACCCGAUGAGUCAGCAUCUGGGGCCGUCCUACAUGGAGCAUUUCCGCUAGGGCUUGAUGAUGUCACAAACCUGUUCAGCCCUCAGAAGCACCACGUGUUUCCUGACUGCGGAGGGGGCUUUUGCCAGAGUUCUGACCUCAUGAAGCUCCAGAGAAUGGACGGAGUGGAGAAGCCUUACUCGUGUUCGGAGUGCGGGCACCAGUUCGCUCAGAAGGCGUCUCUCACGGUCCAUCAGAGGAAACACUCUGGAGAGAAGCCGCACGUGUGUGAGGAGUGUGGGCGAGGCUUCAUGUAUGUAUCCUCCCUCAACAGCCACAAGAAGAUUAUCCACUCUGGAGAGAGCCCCCUUGUUUGUCCCGAGUGUGGGCGUGGCUUCCGCCAGAAGAUAGACCUCCUCCUCCACCAGCGGACUCACCUGGAUAAAAAGCCCUUCGUGUGUCCCGAGUGUGGGAGGGGCUUUUGCCGGAAAGCCUCGCUGCUACAGCACAGCUGGUCACACUCGGGUGACAACCCCUUCAUCUGCUCGGUGUGUGGGCGUGGCUUCAGGCUGCUCUCCCGGCUCCUCACUCACCAGGUCACACACUCUGGUGAGAAACCUCACGUUUGCCCGGACUGCGGACAACGCUUUGGCCAAAAGGGUACGCUCAUGAGACAUCAGAAGACACAUACCGGGGAGAAGCCUUUUGUGUGUCGCCAGUGUGGCUGGAGUUUCACCCAGAAGGUUAACCUCAUUAGGCACCAGAGGAUUCACACAGAGGUAAAACCUUUCCUAUGCCCUGAGUGUGGACGAGCCUUUGAGUUUAAGUCGCUCCUCACCAGACACCGUAAAACGCACAUGGGGGAGAAGCCCUACGUGUGCCCCCAGUGUGGUAGGGGGUUUAGCCAGAAGUUCAACCUCAUCGGGCACCAGAGGAUUCAUACAGGGGAGUUACCUUUUCUGUGCCCUGAGUGUGGGCGUGCGUUUGUAAAGCAGUCCAUGCUCAUCAGACACCAGAGGACCCACGCAGGGUGGGAGAAACCUUACCAGUGUCCCGAGUGUGGACGCACCUUUGAGUUUAAGUCGCUCCUCACCAGACACCAGAAGAUACACACGGGGGAGAAGCCUUAUGUGUGUCCUCAGUGUGGCAGAGGGUUUAGCCAGAAGUUCAACCUCAUUGGGCACCAGAAGACACACACGGGGGAAAAGCCCUAUGCCUGUCCCCAGUGUGGCCAGCGCUUCAGGCAGAAGUUCAACCUCGCUAGGCACCAGAGGAUUCACACGGGGGAGAAGCCAUUCCUGUGUGCUGAGUGUGGGCGAGCAUUUGGAAAGAAGGUCUCUCUCAUUAGACACCAGAGGACCCACGGAGAGGAGAAGCCUUACCAGUGUACUGAGUGUGGUCGAGCCUUUGAGUUUAAGUCUCUUUUCAUCAGACACCAAAAGACACAUACGGGGGAGAAGCCCUACGUGUGCCCUGAGUGUGGCAAGGCAUUUAGCCAAAAGUUCAACCUUAUAGGGCACCAGAGGAGCCAUACAGGGGAGAAGCCUUACCUGUGCCCCCAGUGUGGGCGUGCCUUUGCUUUUAAGUCACUUCUUACUAGACACCAGAGGACACACUCCAAGUAGAAGCAUUUUGUAAACAGCCUAUGUAGGUAGGGACUGGAUGGGAUGACACCUCAUCUCUGACUAGAGGACCCAGUCCACUCCAAAGAGAAGCCAUUGGUUUGGGCACGGCGUUGGCUUUAACUCUGCCCUCAUCAGACAUCAGCAGACUUACUCAGGCAAGAAGCCCUAAGAACGGGCAUUGUGGGCAUGGCUUCAGCUGGAAGUUUCACUUUCAUAGACAUAGGAAGGCCAAGUAUGGCCAUCAACUUCUAAGCCUGAGAGGUGUUUGCCUGACUCGUUUCUUCCUUUUUCCAGGAGCAUGAAACUGACAGAAAUCACUAGUAAAUGUUUCUGGAAAUGGAGUAGGGGAAAGCCCUUACUUGUUCAUGAAAUCAUUGGUUUAUAGUUUACUAUCUUCAGUUAGCAGUAUGCGUUAGUUUUCUAGGGUUUUCUAACAAAAUACCCCAGACCAUAGAGCUCAGGCAAAAGAAGUUUACUUCGCCAUAUAUAUGAGCCUAGAAGUCCUCUAUCAGGCCGGCUCAGGUGUUGCCGUGACUACACCUCCCCUUAGCAGAUGGAUGGCUUCCCGAUGUGCUGUGCACCUACAGGUCCAUCCCUCCUGUAUAUACUUUUCCUGGUGCCUCGAAUUCUGGAUAGGACCACAUCCAGAUGACCUUGUUUAACCUUUAUUAAAUGUCCUGCCUCCAAGUCACGCCACACUAGAGGUAAGGUAUCGGUAUUUAUGUUGUGGGGCUAGGAUUCCCAGAAUCCUCAGCACCUUACAUCCUUAACUCAUUUCAGCGUCAGCUCUAAAUUGAAAAUCUCUUAAUACAAAUAUCUAAUUCAUGUAUGGGUGAGGAUAUAGUUCCAGUUCACCUGUAAGCCGUAUUUCUAUCAGCAAUCCUAUGAAGUUAAACAUGGAACUUGCUUCCAAAGUCCAAUGACUAGACAGAUACAGGUUAGAUAUUCCUAUUCCGAAAGGGAAACAUCAGAAAGACCUGAGCAGUGAUGAGUCCCAGGGUCCAGCACAAACCUAGCAGGCAAAUUCAAUGGGACCUUAAGUCUCAAGAGUAAUAUUGACUCAGUGUUCUGUCCCCUGGCUCACAGGACUGGCAGGCAGUGUUGUUUUCCUAGCCCUGAACAACAGUUUCACACGUUUGACCUCGCUCCAGACCUGACCAGGGUUUGGAACCACAUUUUCCUUUUUUCUAUUCUCUCUUUUCUUUUCUCUCUUCUCUUUUUCUCUGCUUUUCUUUUUUCAUUUCCCUUCUCUACUCUUUUCCUUUCCUCUCCUCUCCUUUCAUUUCCUUCUUCUCCUUCCUUUCUCUCCUUCCUUCCUCCUUUUUCUUUUUUCCUUUUUCUUUUUUUUUCUUUUUUAUUCUUAUUCUUAUUCUUCUUUUUCCUUUUGUUGUUCUGUUACAUACCCUGGCUAUCUUGGAACUCAAUGUGUAGACCAGGCUGGCCUCAAACUCAGAGAUCCACUUGACUGUGUUACUGAGUGCUGGGGUUAAAGGGGUGAGCAGCCCGAGAGCUCUUCCCUUUUCCUGGAGAUGAACAACAAACUGCUUGGAGCUCUACUGGUCUUCUCUUUAGAAACUCUGAAGUCCAAAAGUCUCUCUUCAUUUUACCCCAGUCUCUUUAAAGCUCUCUGUCCCCCAGGGCUAGAGGAGAUGGCUAAUUAACUCUGGUUCACACUAAUGCUAAUCUCUGUUGAAAAUAGUUUCCAGCCAUCUACUAUUCCCUCCACACACACACACUUUUGUGUGUGUGUAUAUAUAUUUAUUUUACAGUAUGAAUAAAGGGAGAAUUUUCCAAAUUUUUUCUCAACAAUUCCAUCAGUUUAUCUCUGUCGUCCCAUUUUGCUAGAUGCAGCAAGAGCAAAUAAGGGCACACUUUGAUCAUCUGUGUAGAAAUCUUAUCUGGCUAUUUUUAACUUAACAUUUCUUAAAAUACCUCCAUUUGGGGGUAGCAAGACAGCACGGAAAUCCGAGGACCUGAGGUUCAUCCCCAGAAUCCACAUAGAAGAGACCCAACACUAUCUUCUGACUUCCACAUGAGCUGUGGCAUGUGUACCCUCAAUACACUCCAGACCUGAUCCAUAACAAUGACAAACACUCCAUCCUACAAAACACUAGAAUUCAGUUCAGCCAAGUUCCAUGUCACUGCAUAUCAAGGAUACUGUAGCUGGGCUUUUCUGCUUUGGGGUUCUCUUUCCUAUCUUUUAUCCACAGGUUUCACCCUACCCCCCCCCCCCCCAAUCAGGAGAGAAAGAAGGAUGGGGUGGGGGUAGAUACAGAGAUCCUUGGAUCUAAUUUCUUGUUUCUUUGCUAAUAGCUGAUCUUUGCUACUUUGUGAGUUCUUUUUCCAACUCUUUAUUGCCAGGUUUCACCUCCUAUCACUAGAUAGGAGAGAAAGAAGGAUGGAGGAGAGAGAGAGAGAGAGAGAGAGAGAGAGAGAGAGAGAGAGAGAGAGAGAGAGAGAGAGAGAGAGAGACUGACUCUAAUUUCUUAUUUCUUUAAGUACAACUACUAUAACCAGUCCCCCUGGAUGACCACCAACCCCACCUAGCAUUUAUGUAUCCUCUGAAAAUUUUUCAGAAUUCCAAAUAUCACACAACUGCAGAAACUAUCCACUGCUGGCAAAGCCAUGCCUCAGCUAGACUAGGAGGCAAAUCAUAGCUGCUGUGAAGCAGUCCCAUAUCCCACACCUGGGAUUAAAAUGAAAACAUAUAUUUCUGUGUUUGUUAAAGACACCAAGAUUCCAGAAUUCUCACUACAGAAUACCGGUUUUUAAGUUAGGCAUACCUGAUUGCUGCCAGAGACCUCAUCAGAAUUAUCUGACACGUGCACCUCAAAUGGGGUCUAGCCUCUAUAUAUUAUACAGCUCCAAACCACUAACACAUUUUGAGGUUUGUUAUAACACCUCAAGCUUGGUUCUAAAAUCUGUAUUAGCUAGGGUUGCCAUAGUAUUUUGAUGGUUCCUUCUUUACCCAUUCUCCCCCACAAUCCCAUGUUUUCUGAUUUUUUUUUUUUUUUUGAGACACAGUCUCAUGUAGCACAGGAAGGCCCUGACCUGACCAUGUAGCCAAGACUGGCUUUGAACCUGUCUUAACCUGUUCUCCCCAAUGCUGGGUUUACAAGUAUGUGUGACUGUGCCCAACCUUUCUGGUCUUAUAAAGACAGUUCAUGUUGGAUUAGGCCCAGACCUUAUACAUUUCUGGACAGUCACAUCAUCAGAGCCCUAACACACAAAUUGAGCUUGGAGCAGCACACAGUUCACUACAAUAGCAUUAUUGCUACGUCCCUAAAGUUGUGACCAGCCACCAGCUCCUCUCAUAAGAGGCAUUCUGGGCCGUUCAUUUCCUUUCUCCACAGUGGUAAAGUGACAGAAACCACUAACUAGCAAAUGCCCUGCUUCUCUGAUGGGGAGGAAGGGAAGUUUCGUUCUCAUCCAUCACGAGGUCAUUGAUAGAUAGCAGUACUCUGUACUCUAUCUUUCCUUUAAAUAAACUGGUUCUCUGCAAAGCUGCACACCCAGGGAUGGACUGCGUUGUGAUCUACUGUGGAGGGUUCCAGGGUGUUUAACUUCUUGGGAGCCAUGGAGGAUUCAUACUACACCUUUAUUCUGGAUUCUGUCUCUUUAAAGUGAGUAAUGCUGUCGUUUUGAACCUACUUGUCCAGAAGGUUCUCCAGUGUCUGAGACGAGAGGGCGGCCACAUGCCACAUACUCAGCCUCACCAAUACAGACCGAAGGGCUUUUGUCCUUUGUGUUUAUUUUUCUUUGAGACGGGUUUUUCUCUGUUGUCCUGACUGUCCUGGAACCCACUAGGUAGACCAGGCUGUCCUUGAACUUUGAGGUCCGCCUGCCUUUCUCUCCCCAGUGUUGGGACUAAAGGCAUGCGCUACCAGCACCCGACCUGGCAGUUGUUUUUAUCCUGUGUGCACCCCAAAGGCUUAUCUUGUUUAGCUGUGCCCACAUGCCAGGGGUCCAGCCCAUCGUGUCCCCCUCACCCCCACCCCAGUCACAACCUUCCUUAGUCCUCCAGCCAGGAGUUGAGGAACUGAGGUCACUCAACUUUGCAUCUAGCCCAAGACAAUGCUUCUUUAGCCCAUUUUCUCUGAUGUUCAUAGCUCAAAUGCUUCUAAUCGUGGCAAAUACAUACUCUAGGGUUGGCCCUAGCCUGGUCCCAUUGAUGUCACAUAUUCACCGUAGGAUCAGUUUCCCCAGGACUUGAAACAUUUGGAGAAGUUUCCUUAAAAUGAAACAAAAGGGAUUUUGGUUUGGAGGAGUCUUUGGAAUGGCUGAGAGAACUGUAAACAGGUAUCACUGACCCUAUCAUGAACCCAGAGAUCUCCAGACUUGAGUGAUAAUCUGGUCACCUGAACAGGGUUGGCUAAGACACCUGGGGAUGGGGCCACCUUAACACAUUUACUUCAAAGCUCCUUCACCUCAGCUGCUGAAGUGGCCUCAACUGAAAGUGACAUGUGUAUACAUGUAUGUUUGUGGUGUGGAGUCAUCUAACAUCAAGAGCUUUAAAAAUUUCUCUAGAGAAACAGACACCAGCAUAUGUGUCUGUCACUUACCUCAGCCGUUUUGAUCAAAUGCACCCCCUCCACCUGCUCCCCUCUAGUUCCUCCCCUAUCUGGUAAACUUUCCUUCCCAACUUUCUGUGCUUUCUGCCUCAGAAUUUAACUGCAGCUCUGGUUGCUUUUCUGUUGCUGUUGUAAGACUCCACUGCUGAAGGGAACCUAAGAAAGUUUGCUUUGUGGCUCCAGAGGGAUUAAGAGUUGAUGAUGGUGGGGUGGAGGCAUGGUAAUGAGGAAAGCAUGGCGCUGGGGCAGGAUGCUGAGAGCAAGUGCUUAAUUUUAAGCAUGGAGUAUACGGCACAAGAAAGAGGCUCUUUACUCUCAAAGCUCACCCUCGGUUACAUACUUCCUCUAGCAAGGCUGGACCUCCUGAACCUACCAAAUGGGGAUCAAGUGUUCAAAUGCCUGGGAUAAUGGGGUACACUUCUCAUUCAAACCAUCACACCCAUUGAAUCCAUUUAGUGCUGCUUGCAUGUGCGUGAAUGUGGGACCAUUGACUGGGGCAAGAGUAGCCUCCCAGGACCCACUCCCUCUCUCAGUAGCUAGCAGUUGCCAGUAACUCCUCAGAUAGAGGUGGGCUUUUUUUUAAAAAAAAGCCCUUCAUCCAUGCUGGAUUUAGGCCAGCCUUGUUUAAAGUCUUGUGCAUACAAGUUCCGUAGCUGUGAGUUCAUGUGUGCAGCUGUAUUGUCAUGUCUGGCAAAUAUUUUGCUCCAGAUGCAUCCUCCCUCUGGCUCUUAUAAUCUCUAUUGCCCUCUUUUAUGUGGGUCUCCAUAUUAUUUUCCACCUACUUGCAAAAAGAAGAUCCUCUGAUGAGGGUUGAGAAACAUACUAAUACAUGGGUAUAAAGAUAAGAAAUCAGGGCCUAAAGUUUAUCAUUGGGUCCAUUUAGAAGCUUAGUAGUAGAUUUUCCCCUAGGGCCAAUGACUUAGCCAAUGACACGUUUUUGACUCAGCGAAUGGUACCAGUCACAGGUCCCAUCUUGUAGAGUGGGCUUUAAGUAGUUGGUUACUUCCAUGGCAUUCAUGUCACACUUGCAUAUCUUGCCAAGUCAGUGCAUAUGGCAGCUUGCAGGGUUCACACCUCGCUAAGGCUGUUGGUGGUUUUCCUCCCCCGAGAGUGUGGAUAGAACUUUCUAGCAUUAUGAAACCUAUCCAGUAGGAGAGAAACUUCCAUAUCAGUACCAGCCUAAUUCCUCCCUGUUCUGUGACAUAGGUAGAUGGUGUCUUUAGCAGUAGGGUCUUACUACCAAGUUGUGAGUAGCCAAGAACAAUGUCAAUAACUGUAUGUUUUUGACAGGGUGAUGUCUAUGCUACCUCACGAACCAACAACUCCAGGUAACCCAUACCUGGCACUGAACUUUUUGAUAACCAAUGGUAUAUCUUAGGAAGCUUCUACAGUAGCAAGUUUCCAUAUGGCCUUUUCAAAAGACUUUAGUAUUAGUUAUCCUUCACCACACUGCUAUACACACCUCUGUUUUUCUAAGAUCUCUCUGUCUCCUCUCUGCUCUCUCUCUCUCUCUGUCUGUCUCUGUCUCUGUCUGUCUGUCUGUCUGUCUCUCUCUCUCUCUCUCUCUCUCUCUCUCUCUCUCUGUGUGUGUGUGUGUGUUGUGUGAGUAUUCAUGGAGGACUGAAGAGGACAUUGGAUUGCCUAGAGUGAGUGUUGAGAAAUGGACUUGAUUCUUCUGGAAGAGCAGUGUGUGCUCUUAAACUGCCCUGAUUUACCUCAGGGCCAUAUCAUAAAUGCAAGCUGGGUUUUUUUUUUUUUAUCAUUUUUUGUUUUGUUUGUUUUUGUCCAUUCAAUGAAAAUGGAGAUAUUAAAAACAGAAAAAAAAACCAAAAUCUGGUUUGUGUUUGAUUUUGUUAUAAUACCCUAGAUAAAUAUGAAACCACACAAACUUGCUUGGGUUGAUUGGAAACCACACGUAAAAUAAACACUAGGGGGUCGUGGAAAGAGGAAGGCAGCAACAGCUACUCCACUAUGGAAAAGAAAAAAAUAAACCCAAACCAAAAUAUAUUCGUUAGCACUAGCUGUGUCAGAACUGGAGUUUAAUAAGCCUGGCUCCCAACACCUCUGAACGCAAGAUGACUUUUUGUUUGCUCGCUUUUUUUUGCAGUGCUGGAGACUGAAGCCAGCAUCUCCUGUAUGCUGGCAAACAGCUCCACAGUUGAGCUACCACCCCAGCACCCCAAAUAACUGUUAUUAACUGGAUGUGUGGUAAUUUUCACAAGGGAACCAUGCUACCCAGCUGAUUGGUUUCUCCAAUUUUGGUAACACCAGACUAACACAAAAUAUUUAAGAGUAGUAUUAAUACAGAAUGUUCUAGGCCAGUAAGAAAACCCCUACAAAACACAUAUAGGAACAAAGAGGUCAACAAAUGAAAAGGUAUCUUGCCUCCUUGGUUAGAAUAUCUCAGGGUAGUGGACAUAGUUCACAAACUAAUAAUAUUCAAUCUGACAAUAGUUCUGUGUGUAUGUGGUUUGUGUGUGUGUGUGUGUGUGUGUGUUGAUAUAGACUACAAAUUAAUCAUAAUUCAUAUGGAAAGAUUUAACAGGUAACAUACAAAUUGCUACAGUUUCUGCUCAGAGAUACUUCAGGAGGACUCUCCUUUCUCAAUAUGUAAAUACCCUCUAAGCCUCUAUCCUAUGGCACAUGGAUAGCUCAUGUAACCCAGUAAAACCAUACUCAACUUUAUAAAGUAUAUCCCAUAAAGGUGAAAUUUCAAAUUCUACUGUGGUAAAGAUUUCUAAGUAGGACCUGGCUAGCCAUUUGUAGUCACUCCUAAUAUCAUACAUGGGGAUUUCAAAUGGAUUGGUGCGCUAAGUAUGGAAAAGUAUCUUCCUCAAUAUUUUCUAAAAUUAAAUAUACGCUCGAAUGAAAAUGGAAACAGACACAUCAGAGCCUGUGGGAUGCAAUGGAAGUGCUUCUGGAAAGGAAGUUUAUAGCUGUGGAGACUGACAUUAAUAAGUCAGAGAGGGCCAUCUCAUCAGCUGGGAAAGGUACCUGCCAGCAAGGCUGAUAAUGUGCUUGAUCCCCAGGAUCCACAGCGUGGAAGGAAAGAACCCAUGUCUACAACGGUCUUCUGACUUCCACAUGUGCACCAUGGUAGAAGCCAAGCCUACACAAAUAAACAUAUAAAUGUUAAAAAAAUUAGAUCUCAAAAAAACAAAAACAAAACCCUCAACAAUACACCUGAAGUCCUUGGAAAAACAAGAGGAAGCCAAUCUCAAAAAUUAAUAGAAGAUAAAGAUCAAAAAUGAAAUUAAUGAAGUGGAAACAUAAAUGAACAAUGUAACAGAUCAAUGAAUCAAAGGGUUCUCUUUUGAAAGGAUAUAUAAAAUUAACAGGCUUUUCACAAAACUAGUAAAAAAAAAAAGGAAAGGGACAUUAAUAAACUAAUCAACUUAGUGGCCAAAAAGUGAUCUUAUAGCAGGUAACACUGAAACCCAGAUCAGUAGGAUUCUUUCCAACAUCAUACUCUAAUGAAUUUGAAAACUUAGGAGAAAUCGAUAUAUUCCUAGACAAUUCUACCCACAAUUGACUUAGGAAGAUGCAAAAACCCCUGAGCAGAAUGAUGAUGAUCAAUAAGACAGAGACUGAUAAAACAGCCCCCAAGUUCACAACCAGAAAGAUCCACUGAUGAAUUCUCCCAGACCUGUAAAGAACAAAUGCCGAUGCCAGUGAGGCUAUUCCAAAAAACAGGGACUAAACAUCUCCAAACCCAUAAAGAGAUCGCCUGGUACCGAAACCAGAUGAGAAAAGGGGAGGAGGCAGCUAAAGGCCAAGUUCCUUGAUGAACACAGAUGUGAAAGAUUUCAAUAAGAAUAAGAUGCUUUUCAAGCUGAGUUCAACACAUCUAAGUGAUCAGACCUUAUGAGAGACUUGCAUUUAUGCCAGGGUGGCUUAGCAUGUACAAAUGCUAAGCACAAUACAGCAUUUAAACAGAAUCAAGGGAAAGAACUACAGAAGCAUUCAGCAGAUGCAGAAGCAGCCCUGACAAAACCCAGCAUCUCUUCACAAUAAAAACCCUAUAGACACUUAGACUAGAAGGACCACACCUCAGGAUAAUUAGGACUAGAGACUAUACACCUAUAGCCAGCAUUUAUACUGACUGAAAAAAAAAAAAAAA